Acaulospora morrowiae is the source of this 3108-nucleotide messenger RNA. NCBI's taxonomy places the organism in Eukaryota, Fungi, Glomeromycota, Glomeromycetes, Diversisporales, Acaulosporaceae. The record is from the annotation of a GenBank genome assembly.
AUGCAAUCAACCGACCUUCAAGAUUUAUUAAUGUGUGAACCAUAUUUCGAGGACUUCACCACUACAAACGCGCUUGGGAAUAAUGAUUCCUCGAACGUACAACUUCCAUCGGCGACUUUAUCAGAAUUUGAAGCUCAAAUUCAAGCAAUGUUAGCAGCUAAUAAUAAUGAAAUGACAGCUUCUCGUGCAAAUGAUUUUUCGUUCGAUAGUUUCCUUUAUCCUGUUUCCUCUCCAGAGAAUAGUCUUUUUGCUUCCUUGAGUUCCCCUGAUACUUUUAUAAACUCACCAAAUUCUUACACGACUCUUGAUGAUAACUGUUCUUCGACUACAGUUUCCCCACCAACUUUUAAUUCUAUACAAGAUUUUACCGUUUCACCGAAUGAUGUUGCAGUGACAGAUUUGAGUCACUAUCCUUCUUUAGUGGAGGAAUCUUUCGACAGAUUAUUGCCUACCAAAAGUGAUUACGAUACUCUUUUUUCUCAAGCUGAAAACGUGAAGAGACGUGUUUCGGUUGAUCGCGACACAGUUUCUCCAGACGAAUCCAUGAAAAAGAAGCGAAAAAGCACCGGAGGAGUUACCAAAUCCGUAAAGAAAACAAAUGCUGGUAUCAAAAAUUUUGUCAAAAAUGAAGUUGACUCUAACAAUACCGUGUAUAACAAAUCGGCGCCAGUCAUGUGCGCGGAUAGUUCGAACUUGAGUUCUGGAACACAUAGCAUCGUGGUUCCCAGUUCUCCUGUGGACAACUUAGACACCCCUUCUGGUUACGCUACGAAUGCAAUAUUGACGUUUAACCAGGCACCUUGGCCUGGUAGUUCAAAUCAGACGAUUGUAUCAUCGGAUGGAAUAAUAGAUGGUUCGCAAUUUCAAAACAUAUCAUUACUUCCAGUAUCAUGUGAUGGAACAAAUGCUACGACGAAGGUGCCCAUAACACGCCUUAAGAAUGCAAACGUUUCAACACAACCUCAACAAAAUUUUCCGAUACAGCUAAAUAAGCAGCAGAAAAAAGUUGCUCAUAAUGCCAUUGAACGUCGUUAUAGAAACAAUAUAAACGAUCGUAUUAAUGAUCUUAAAAAUGUAGUACCUGCCCUUUGUCACUUAAAGAGCAAAGACAGUAAAGACGAUGACGAAGACGAAGAAGUUGACGGCAUUCCUGCAGCCACAAAAUUAAACAAAGCUACUAUUUUAAGAAAAGCAACAGAGUACAUUAUUUAUCUGAAGAAGAAUAACCAGAAAAUGAAAAGUGACAAUGAAAUGUUAAGAAAUUUGUUGCAAGCUCUACCAGGCGGCAUUGAAUUAUUGAACGAGAUGUCCGAAGGAACACCACCAGAUACUCCUGAAGUUACAUCACCCAACGAAUUUGACUAUCCAUUAACUCCACCUCAUAAUACAAAUCCUGGUUCACGAGCAUUGAUGGCUUUGUUCAUGUGUAUGACAUUCUUUUCAUCUCCAUCAAGUAUUGGUGGUCAUGCUUCUCACCAUCACAGCGAUACCAGUCGUGUUGUCACUAGCGAAGCGUCUCAGUAUGUACCUGAGGUUGAGAUUCCUAAGAGUUCAUAUAAUUCAAAUCAUGUUAUUACGAUUGAUAUUUGGUAUUUGGCAAGGAUUUUUACUUUCCUCAUUUGUUUAACAUAUAUCCUCCGACCAUCUCUAUUUUCAAGUCAAUCUCGUCAUAUUCACAAGUCAAAAAAUGUUAUAAUUUCCGUCUUAAUUUCGAAGAAUAAAGAAGUAAAGAAACUUUACCAGUCAUUAUCAAACCUUUCUUAUAGUUCUUCGAUGAAAAUAUUGGAACUUGCUGCUGGUGUACUCACUGAAUCUUUCAAACUCUUGUGGAGAAGAUUUUUUGGAUGGGAUAUUUCUGGUGUGUAUACUCACGUUGACAUAGAAGAGAGACUUUUGGAAAUAGGGCUAUGGGGUAGACUUGGAGAGACUGAACUAUGUGGUGGAAACGACAGGGUAUCACGUCUAUCCAUUCUAUACACAUGCCUCCGGACGAUCAACCUCUUGGAGAGUCUGUACACAUCACGCAAGCAUAUAUAUAUCAGUCCGUCUCGCAUUUAUGCAAACGCAGCGUUACAAUGUUAUAUCGGGCUUCGUUCGGUUCCUUUCAUUUCUCAGAGACUUGUAUCCCAUUUUUGGAAAUUAGCCAUCAAAGAAAAAGGACGUGGUUCCGAAGAAAAAUGGCUUGAAAUUGCAUUGGCCAAUAAUCAAAACUAUGACAUUUGGAAAGGUGUUGCUAACAGGAUCAACGAUCAUGCUCUUCAUUUAUCGAAAAACAAAGAAAUAAUAGAAUCUAUGAGCAAUACUACCAUUCCUCUUACCUACAUGUCAGAUGCACAAGCAUUGAUCCAUCUUAAGGAGACGUUUUCCGACCUUGUAUCCGUAAAAUAUGGAAAGAAGAAAUAUCAAAAGAAGAGUCGAUAUACCUUUGUCGAUCUUCUCAGUGUUACGACGCCUUCAUCACUGGCACAUUGGUAUGCUCUGAUUGGAUGUGCAGUACAUGCCUUCUCCGAAGGAAAAAAUGCCGUCGGUGAAAAGCUUGUCAAUAAAUUAAAAGAAGAAUACCCCAAGAUAGAUAACAAUAUCAACAAACGAAUUAUUGCCAUGGGCUUAUUUUCAUACGUCCUUUUAAUGUAUGGCAAAGUCGAAGCUUCUAUUCGAUGUGCAGACAAUGUUAGCAAUGCUAUCUCUUUGCGAAAGAAGGAAGAAAAAUCCGAAAUCGCCGAAAAUGAAGAUGAUGAUUUAGAAAUAGGGAAAGUAUUGAAAGAAGUUCACGAUUUAGCCGAGCUUUGCGUUGGAUGGAUUGUUUUGGAAGCAAGAAUAUUAGCAUGGAAAAUUAUUGAAGGACUGCCAUCAGAAGCCAGAGACAAACCAUUACCUGAUGUUUUGGACGUGGAAACACGGUUGAUGCCCUCUAUUGAUAAAUGUAUGCUUUAUUUGCGCCGAUUAUCAAAAGCUGAUGCGUUUAGCAAUAUUCAAAAAGCUCGAGAAGGAUUCAUAAAAAGACUUGAUGCCCUUGGAAGAAUUGUUGGUGGUGUGGACGAGAGUCCUGAUUCUGGGUGUGAAUUUGAAGGUGUUAGUUUAGAAUCGGAUGAUACCAAAAAUAGAGCU